This is a messenger RNA of Dreissena polymorpha, 441 nucleotides long. RefSeq lists its product as uncharacterized. The transcript is spliced from 4 exons. The coding region runs from base 1 to 441 and encodes 146 amino acids. NCBI's taxonomy places the organism in Eukaryota, Metazoa, Mollusca, Bivalvia, Myida, Dreissenidae. The record is from RefSeq and is a predicted model, not a curated record.
AUGACGCAUUGCAUCUUGAAGUCCACACUGAGCUCCUUCAACGCAAUCGGCUUCCGUGUUACACAGGUUCAUAAGCUUCACAAGGCGAUGGAGUACGAUGACGAUAAUGAGUACACCGACAUUGACGCAACAUUGAACAGCGUAAAGCACGAGAGAAGAAUUGUCCUUCUCGUUAUUGACCAGUUCAAUCUGCGGAAUGUGAUGCUGCAAGCGAAUAAACUCAACAUGACGAAUGGGGAGUAUCAGUUCCUUUACACAUACGGAAGGAUAGCGACACAGCAUAUAUUGGAAACAAACUUCGGGAAAGACAGAUUGUGGAGGCGGGGGGACGAAAAUGACGCGUUUGCCAGACAGGCUGUUGAAAAUAUGCUGCUGAACGAUACCAGACCAGAAGCCGACAACGAAAGUCUGCCCAUACUAAAGCCAGAGGUGGGGGAGUAA